GCCCAAUGUGUGUGGCUCUCGUUUCAACGCCUACUGCUGUCCAGGAUGGAAGACUCUGACCGGGGGCAACCAGUGCAUCGUCCCUAUCUGUCGGAGCUCGUGUGGAGACGGGUUCUGCUCCAGACCCAACAUGUGUACCUGUCCCACCGGAUCCAUCGCUCCUUCUUGUGGAUCCAUGUCAGUUCAAAACUGUAACAUCCGCUGUAUGAACGGUGGGAGCUGUGCUGAUGACCACUGCCAGUGUCAGAAAGGAUACGUGGGAAACCACUGUGGUCAACCGGUGUGUGAGACAGGUUGUCAGAAUGGAGGACGGUGUGUGGCUCCUAACCGCUGUGUUUGUACCUACGGAUUCACGGGGGCACAGUGUGAGAGAGACUACCGUACAGGGCCGUGCUUUGCGUCUGUGAGUAACCAGAUGUGCCAGGGCCAGCUGACGGGCAUCGUGUGUACCAAGACGCUGUGCUGUGCCACCGUGGGGAGGGCAUGGGGACACCCCUGUGAGAUGUGCCCCGCCCAGCCUCACCCCUGCAGGAGAGGAUUUAUACCCAACCACCGUACUGGAGCUUGUCAAGAUGUGGAUGAGUGCCAGGCCAUCCCAGGUCUGUGUCAGGGUGGGAACUGUAUCAACACUGUUGGAUCCUUCCAGUGUAAAUGUCCUGCUGGACACAAGUUCAAUGAGAUCACACAGAAAUGUGAAGAUCUAGAUGAGUGUUCUAGCAUCCCAGGUCUGUGUAGUGGAGGAGAGUGUUCCAACACGGUGGGCAGCUACUUCUGCAGGUGUUCUCAGGGCUACUACACUCCAGUGGAUGGCUCCAGGUGUAUAGAUGCCCGGGGUGGGUACUGCUAUGCCAGCCUGCUGAAUGGGCGUUGUGCCAACCAGAACUCCCAGCUCCUGACCAAGAUACAGUGCUGCUGUGACAGUGGGCGCUGCUGGUCGGACGGGUCCAGUCCUGAGUUGUGCCCCAUGACAGGGACUGAUGAGUACCAGAAGCUGUGCACACAGGUGCAGACCGGUCCAGGGGGGGAGACUUUCCCAGGUGGGGGAGGGCCUCUCCCAGGUGGGGGAGGGGGAAGACCAGGAGUUCCCCAAGUCCCAGGUAUCUACCCAAGACCACCCUACCCAGGACCACCAAUCCCUUUCCAGCCUCCGCCUGGACCAGAUCAAUACCCUGGACCCAGCAUCAUCCAGACCCAGAACAUCAGUACCAGCAUUACUAACAUGUGUGAGGUAUACAGGAACCUGUGUCUGAACGGCCGCUGUGUCCCCUCCCCUGGAAGCUACCGCUGUGACUGUAACAUGGGCUUCAGACUAGACUCACGAGGAGAGUGUAUCGAUGAUGAUGAGUGUGAGCGUAACCCGUGUGUGAACGGAGAGUGUGUGAACACGGCUGGAUCCUACUUCUGCCAGUGUCCUGCUGGCUUCCAGUCUACUGCUACCAGGACUGAGUGCAGAGACCAGGAUGAGUGUGUGGCAAACGGUCGUAUCUGUAACAACGGAAGGUGUGUGAACACUGAGGGGAGCUUCCACUGUGUAUGCAACGCCGGCUUUGAGAUCUCUACUGACGGGAAGAACUGUCAAGACAUGGAUGAGUGUCUGAUCAGGAACAUGUGUUUGAAUGGGAUGUGCAUCAACGACGAGGGAAGCUUUAAAUGUAUUUGUAAACAUGGCUAUCUGCUCGACCCAACCGGGCGCUUUUGUGUAGACAUUGAUGAGUGUGAGACUCCAGGGAUGUGUAUGAACGGCCACUGUGUGAACACGGAGGGGUCGUUCAGGUGUGAGUGUAUGGCUGGUCUGGCCGUGGGUCUGGAUGGCCGCGUCUGUGUCGACACACAUAUGCGCAGCACUUGUUACGGAGGCUACAAGCGGGGACAGUGUGUGAAGCCAUUCUUCGGAGCCGUGACCAAGUCAGAAUGCUGCUGUGCCAGUGUGGAGUACGCCUUUGGAGAGUCCUGCCAACCAUGCCCACCCCAAAACUCAGCUGAGUUCCUGGCUCUGUGUAGUAACGGCCCCGGCACCACCAGCGAUGGCAGAGAUAUCAAUGAAUGUGCUCUGGAUCCGGACAUCUGUCAGAACGGUGUGUGUGAGAACAUGCUGAGGACCUAUAAGUGUAACUGUAACAUGGGCUUUGAGGUGGACACCACUGGAAAACACUGUGUUGACAUAGAUGAGUGUGCAGUGAACAGGUUACUGUGUGACAACGGCCUGUGCAGGAACACUCCAGGUAGUUUCACCUGCCACUGUCCCACCGGCUUCCUGUUCCACCCUGAGACGGAUGUCUGCGAAGACAUUGAUGAGUGUGAGUCGAAGCCGUGUGUGAACGGGGACUGUAAGAACAGCCCGGGGUCCUACGUGUGUCUCUGCUCAGCAGGCAGCACGCUGGACGCCUCUGGAACACAGUGUAUAGAGACCAGUAAAGGCACAUGUUGGCUGAAGGUGAUUAACGGACGCUGUGAGAUCAACAUCAACGGAGCCACUCUGAAAUCCCACUGCUGCUCAACACUGGGAGAGGCCUGGGGAAGUCCCUGUGCCAAGUGUGAACCAGAUCAGUUCUGCACUAAGGGUUAUGCUAGAGUCAGAGGGACCAUCUGUGAAGAUGUUAAUGAGUGUGAGGUGUUUCCGGGGGUGUGUAUCAAUGGGAAGUGUGUGAACACCGUGGGUUCCUUCAUCUGCCAGUGUCCCCCUGGGAUGACUGUCGACGCCACCGGACGGACAUGUAUAGACCUGCGUACAGAGCAGUGUUAUCUGAGCCACGAGGAUGAGCGUUGCGGAGCCCCUAUCCCGGGUCGUCACCGUGUGGACGCGUGCUGCUGCUCAGUGGGUGUGGCCUGGGGCCCGGAAUGUGAUGAGUGUCCGGAGAAAGGCUCUCAGGAGUACAGCCAGCUCUGUCCCAGGGGACCCGGCUUCGCUAACAGAGGAGACUUCAUUAAUGGACGGCCCUUCCUCAAAGAUAUAAACGAGUGUAAGAUGAUCCACAGCUUGUGCUCCAAUGGGAAGUGUAGGAACACCAUCGGUAGUUUCCGUUGUCGCUGUGACAACGGCUUCGCUCUGGACUCUGAUGAGAGGAACUGUACAGACAUCGACGAAUGCCGUAUCUCUCCAGACCUGUGUGGUCAGGGCACGUGUGUGAACACAGGUGGGGACUUCGAGUGCGAAUGUUUUGAAGGUUACGAGAGCGGCUUCAUGAUGAUGAAGAACUGCAUGGACAUUGAUGAGUGUGAGCGGAACCCUCUGCUGUGUCGCGGUGGUGAGUGUGUGAACAACGAGGGCAGCUUCCAGUGUGUGUGUCCCGACGGACACGAGAUUGCCCCCGACGGAUCCGCCUGUCUCGAUAUUAAUGAGUGUGAACUGAGUGAAAAGCUGUGUCGGAACGGUCAGUGUGUGAAUAUGAUUGGACGUUACCAGUGUUCCUGUGAUACUGGAUAUAAAUCCACAGAAGACAGACUGGCCUGUGUCGACAUUGAUGAGUGUACGAUCCAGAAUGGAGGUUGUGAGACAUUCUGUACCAACUCAGAGGGGAGCUAUGAGUGCAGCUGUCGCUCUGGAUACGCCCUGAUGCCAGACCUCAGGACCUGCACUGACAUUGAUGAGUGUGAGGAGAGUCCAGACAUCUGUGACGGAGGCCAGUGUACCAACAUCCCAGGAGAGUACCAGUGUCUCUGCUUCGAUGGAUUCAUGUCUUCUGAAGAUAUGAAGACCUGUCUGGAUGUGGAUGAGUGUGAGCUGAACCCAAACAUCUGUCUGAGUGGGAAUUGUGAGAACAGCAAGGGAUCCUUCAUCUGCCACUGUGACAAGGGCUACUCCGUACGCAAGGGAACCACCGGCUGCACAGAUAUUAAUGAGUGUGAGAUUGGGGCACAUAACUGUGACAGACAUGCCUCAUGUACCAACACGGCUGGCAGUUUCAAGUGUAGCUGUGCUCCGGGAUGGAUUGGAGACGGGAUCAAAUGCACAGACCUGGAUGAGUGUUCCAACGGGACCCACAUGUGCAGCAACAACGCAGACUGUCUGAACACCAUGGGAUCAUACCGCUGCCACUGCAAGGACGGAUUCUCUGGGGACGGUUUCUACUGCUCAGACAGCGAUGAGUGUGCGGAUAACGUGAACCUGUGUGAGAGCGGUAACUGCCUGAAUGUCCCUGGAGGCUACCGUUGUGAAUGUGACAUGGGUUUCAUCCCAACCCCAGAUGGAAAGGCCUGCGAGGACAUAGACGAGUGUACCUUUGCCGAUAUCUGUGUGAAUGGAAGGUGUCAGAACAUUCCGGGGCUGUUCAGGUGUCAGUGUAGCAUCGGCUACGAGCUGGACAGGAGCGGAGGCAACUGCACUGACAUUAAUGAGUGUGCUGACCCGACCACCUGUAUCAGUGGACUGUGUGUCAACACCCCAGGUAGCUACAUCUGUAACUGUCCUCAAGACUUCGAACUCAACCCCACACGCGUGGGCUGUGUAGACACUCGUUCUGGUGACUGCUAUCUGGACGUGCGGAUGCGGGGGGAUGCGUCUGAGAGUUUGGUCUGUUCCAAUGAGAUCGGUGUGGCGGUGUCCAAAGCCUCCUGCUGCUGUUCUCUAGGGCAGGCCUGGGGAACACCCUGUGAAUCCUGCCCUCCUCUCAACUCCUCGGAGUACAAGACGUUGUGUCCAGGAGGAGAGGGAUUCAGACCUAACCCCAUCACUGUCAUACUGGAAGAUCGAAAUGAGUGUGUGGAGAACCCAGGAGUGUGUAGCCCAGGCCAGUGUAUUGAUACGUUGGGAAGCUAUCGCUGUAUCUGCCCCAAUGGUUUCAAGGCUACAUCAGACCUGGCCAUGUGUAUCGAUGUGGAUGAGUGUGAGAGACAGCCGUGUGGGAAUGGGACCUGUAAGAACACAGUGGGAUCCUAUAACUGCCUGUGUUACCCGGGCUUUCAGCUCUCACACAACAAUGACUGCAUAGAUACGGAUGAGUGUUCGAGCCAGAGAGGGCUGUGUAGGAACGGGAACUGUAUUAACACCCUGGGCUCCUUCGUGUGUGUGUGUCGCGAUGGCUACGAACUCAGCGCCGACGGAAGAAUUUGUGUUGACAUCAAUGAGUGUGCAGUGAACCCUGGGACUUGUGGUCCAGGCACCUGUCAGAAUCUGGACGGCUCCUACAGGUGUAUCUGCCCACUUGGCUACUAUAUACAGGACGAGACCUGUGAAGAUAUUGAUGAGUGUUCUCAGACCCCAGACAUCUGUCUGUUUGGGACCUGCUCCAACACUGAGGGCAGCUUCACCUGUGUGUGUCCCGCCGGCUUCCAGCUGUCCUCCUCGGGACGCAGAUGCGUGGAUGUCCGUGUGAACUACUGUUAUACUAAGUUUGAGAGUGGUCGCUGCCUGGCCCCUAAGCCUCUGAACACCACUAAAGGGGACUGCUGCUGUAGUGCCAUGCCUGGACAGGGCUGGGGAGACCCCUGUGAGAUCUGCCCAGGCAAGAAUGAGGAGGCCUUUACGUCUCUCUGCCAUGCGGUUGGACAGGUGUUUGGCCCUGAUGACCAGCCCAUAGACAUUGAUGAGUGCACCGCCAACCCCAACAUCUGCAACAACGGUCAGUGUAUCAACACGGACGGGUCGUUCCGAUGUGAGUGUCCCUUUGGCUUCCGACUCGACACCUCAGGGAUCAACUGUGAAGAUACUAAUGAGUGUGACCUGGGGAACCCGUGUGGAAAUGGAACGUGCACUAACGUGAUUGGAGCGUUUGAGUGUGCAUGUGACGAAGGCUUCGAACCCGGACCCAUGAUGUCUUGUGAAGAUGUGAAUGAGUGUUCUCAGAAUCCUUUGCUGUGUGCGUUCCGCUGCGUGAACGUGAUUGGUUCCUACGAGUGUAAAUGUCCAUCAGGCUACGUGCUGCGAGAGGACAAGAGGAUGUGCAAAGACCAGAAUGAGUGUGAGGAUGGGCUGGAUGACUGUGAGAGUAGAGGCAUGCGCUGUAAGAACCUGAUCGGAACCUACAUGUGUAUCUGUAACCCUGGUUACACAAGGGCCCCUAACGGAGAGGGCUGCAUAGAUCUGAACGAGUGCUCUGCUAAGCCAGGUAUCUGUGAGAACGGUCGUUGUGAGAACACGGUUGGAAGCUAUCGCUGCAGGUGUGACCAAGGCUUCAGCGCCAACCCUACACAGACUGAAUGUAUAGAUAACCGCCAGGGACUGUGUUUCACGGAGGUGUUGACUACAUUGUGCCAGAUGCAGUCGAGUAGCAGGAACAGUGUGACUAAGUCUGAGUGUUGCUGUGACGGAGGACGAGGCUGGGGCUCUAACUGUGAGCUGUGUCCUCUACCUGGGACCACACACUACAAGAAGAUGUGUCCACUGGGGCCCGGAUACACAACAGACGGCAAAGACAUUGAUGAGUGUGUUUAUUAUGAUAAUAUUGUAGUUGACAGGACUCUCUCUCCCUCAGACAUAGAUGAGUGUGUUUAUUAUGAUAAUAUUGUAGUUGACAGGACUCUCUCCCUCAGACAUUGAUGAGUGUGUUUAUUAUGAUAAUGUUGUAGUUGACAGGACUCUCUCUCCCUCAGACAUUGAUGAGUGUGUUUAUUAUGAUAAUGUUGUAGUUGACAGGACUCUCUCUCCCUCAGACAUUGAUGAGUGUGUUUAUUAUGAUAAUGGUGUAGU
Messenger RNA from Salvelinus fontinalis (brook trout), 6625 nucleotides. RefSeq names its product fibrillin-1-like. The record is from RefSeq and is a predicted model, not a curated record. Gene Ontology annotation, molecular function: calcium ion binding. NCBI's taxonomy places the organism in Eukaryota, Metazoa, Chordata, Actinopteri, Salmoniformes, Salmonidae.